AUGAUGAAUGGCUCCGACCUCGCCAGUACGACGGCGUCCAGUCCCAAAUCCAAAGAGGACCAAGUAGUGAAUGGCCACGAUGAAAAGGAAAACAACCCCUUCGCAGAGUACAUGUGGAUGGAGAACGAAGAAGACUUCAACAGACAGGUGGAGGAGGAGCUGCAGGAGCAGGAGUUUCUCGACCGCUGCUUCCAGGAGAUGCUGGAGGAAGAAGACCAGGACUGGUUCAUUCCAUCGCGCGACCUGCCCCAGGGCAUGAGCAAAAGCAACUUGAAUCCAGAUGCCAAGGAGUUUGUGCCCGGCGUGAAGUACUGA
Molecule: messenger RNA, 315 nt
Organism: Cariama cristata (Red-legged seriema)
Lineage: Eukaryota; Metazoa; Chordata; Aves; Cariamiformes; Cariamidae
Gene: PAIP2B
Product: poly(A) binding protein interacting protein 2B
Exons: 3
Coding region: 1-315 (104 amino acids)
Biological process (GO): negative regulation of translational initiation
Cellular component (GO): cytoplasm
Molecular function (GO): mRNA regulatory element binding translation repressor activity
Source: RefSeq, a predicted model, not a curated record